AUGUUCGGCAGACGGCCCUCCCAAUCCCACAGCCGCUCGGAAAGCUUCUCAACUAAAUACCGUGCGGGCAAAGCAGCAUCCCGAUCGAGGAAAUCUUUCAGAGGAGGCGAGCCGCCAGUCAUCUUGAAACGCUCAGAGCGAGGACAGAAACCAGAAAGUCCCGUUCCCAAGUAUGCACCUCCCAUCAACCCGCUUUCAUCCAUUCAUGAUCCAGUCGCUAACGUCUCUCGUUCUGUCGCCAGUCUAACGUCGGCCAUAGUCACCCUCUGUGUAGGUCCCGAGCAACGUCUUUUUGCUGCCCAUGAAGAAAUCCUAUCCGUUUCACCAUUUUUCUCCUCCUGCUGCCGUGGCCAGUUCCUCGAGUCGGGAAACAAACAGAUAAACCUACCAAGCGAACAACCUGAGAUCCUUUCCUCAAUACUAGAAUAUCUUUACAAAGGAGAUUACUUUCCUCGCUUGGUACAUAAUAAACGGAGAAAUACCUGGGAGUUGGAAGCUGCUGUGGAUGAGAAUGGUGCCCCCGUGCUUGCUGAAUCGACAGUCAUUGACCCGAUCGAUGGCUCUGUUGUCUUGAAAGACACCGCUAUAUAUUGUGCAGCCGAUCGCUAUGGGCUCUCCGAGCUUAAACGCCUAGCCCUACGAAAGCAGGGCCUCCAAUCGGCUAUCCAAUGCAGCACUAUCCUGUCCAGCGCUCGUUAUGCUUAUGCACACACUCCUGACACCGAUUCGAAGCUACGUGCCCACUACCUUGCCUUGAUCAUUCGGAGCCGAUCAACCUUCAAGAGAAGCGGAACAAUGCAGAUGGAGAUGGAAACCGGUGGAAAACUCUUCUUCGAUCUUUUCGUCGCCAUGUGUAACCAUAUGGACGACAUCACCGGUCCCUCAAAGUCUCCAUUCUCGCGAUAA
Uncinocarpus reesii 1704 is the source of this 906-nucleotide messenger RNA. RefSeq lists its product as uncharacterized. The record is from RefSeq and is a predicted model, not a curated record. Bases 1 to 906 code for a protein of 301 amino acids. Gene Ontology annotation, molecular function: protein binding. The transcript has 3 exons. NCBI's taxonomy places the organism in Eukaryota, Fungi, Ascomycota, Eurotiomycetes, Onygenales, Onygenaceae.